AAACCCAAAACGUGAUUCAAAUAUGGUUGACAGCAAGUUUUCGGCCCUCCCGGCUCAGCUUAGCAGCGAUAGCGAUGACAGUGACUACUCUCCUCCUAACAGCAGAAAAGGAGGCACCCCUAGGCCUAAAAGCUCUUCUUUCAUUGCUCUAAAAGACGCUGUCUAUCAACUAACGUGCCUCAAUGACUUCACAAGGGAGAAGAUAGGCCAAGGAUUUUUUGCUGAAGUUUUUAAAGUUACUCAUAAAAACACUGGGGAGGUUAUGGUGCUGAAACUAAAUAAAUCCCGCAACAACAGCAAGCAAAUGCUAGCAGAGAUACAGCUACUGAACCGUCUGUCACAUUCAAAUAUACUAGGAUUCAAAGGAUCCUGUGUCCAUGAAGGCAGUCUCCAUGCUUUGACUGAGUAUAUCAAUGGUGGUACUCUUGAAGAGCUGUUAAGCAGUGAUCCCCAUCUCUCGUGGAGUAAGAGGAUAAAGAUUGCUCAUGACAUUGCCAAUGGAAUGGCAUACCUCCACAAUAGAGGAGUCUUUCAUAGAGACCUGACAUCAAAAAAUUGCUUGAUACAAAAGAGUGACGACGGCUCGUUAAACUGUGUUGUAGCUGAUUUUGGAUUGGCAGCAAAGAUAAAACAUAAAAGGUAUAACAAAAACACACACGCUCUCUCUUCUCUCUCUUUUAUUCAAUUACUGCCCUGUUGACACCUGCAUAGUCACCCUCUCUCAUUCCUUUUCUGCUGCUGCUUAUAUCUCCAACUUUUCUAUCACUCUCACUCUCACUUCCUCUCUCUCUCUCUCUCACUCCAUCUUUAUACAUCUCUUGUAUCCAACACUGUGUCACUAUUAAUCUUCUUCUCUCUCUUUAUUUGCUGGUUUUGUUUAUUCUUGUUCUCUCCUUGUGACCACCCUAGCGGUCCUAGCCACACUAACAUACCUUAAAGACAUGAUCAACAGUGUCGACAUGAUCAGUUAG
This is a messenger RNA of Amphimedon queenslandica, 971 nucleotides long. Its product is annotated as dual specificity testis-specific protein kinase 2-like. The record is from RefSeq and is a predicted model, not a curated record. The coding region runs from base 23 to 700 and encodes 225 amino acids. Gene Ontology annotation, cellular component: nucleus; cytoplasm. Gene Ontology annotation, biological process: actin cytoskeleton organization; protein phosphorylation. The transcript is spliced from 5 exons. Gene Ontology annotation, molecular function: protein serine/threonine kinase activity; ATP binding. Lineage: Eukaryota; Metazoa; Porifera; Demospongiae; Haplosclerida; Niphatidae.